Petromyzon marinus (sea lamprey) is the source of this 275-nucleotide messenger RNA. RefSeq names its product protein transport protein Sec61 subunit gamma-like. Gene Ontology annotation, biological process: protein targeting; intracellular protein transport. Gene Ontology annotation, molecular function: transmembrane protein transporter activity. The record is from RefSeq and is a predicted model, not a curated record. NCBI's taxonomy places the organism in Eukaryota, Metazoa, Chordata, Hyperoartia, Petromyzontiformes, Petromyzontidae. Gene Ontology annotation, cellular component: membrane.
GACUCUGAAGCUCGGGCCAGGUUAAGACGAAUCCAUCAUGGACCAGGUGAUGACAUUCGUGGAGCCCUGCAGGCAGUUCGCCACGGAUUCCAUCCGGCUCGUGAAUCGCUGCACAAAGCCCGACCGCAAGGAGUUUCAGAAGAUGGCAAUAGCAACGGCAAUUGGCUUUGCCAUCAUGGGCUUCAUCGGCUUCGUCGUGAAACUCAUCCAUAUUCUCAUCAACAACAUCAUUGUUGGCAGUUGAGAUCAGCUGGAGUUCUCCUUUGAAGGAGAUG